ACAUCUGGGGUAGAAUCGAAGCACAGCUGGGUGGGACCGCAGGUCUGAGAGAGACCGCGGCGAGCUGGACUGGGAGGGCUCAGGGAGGCUGGAGCCAGCUGGCAGGGGCUCCGAGGGAGGGGAAGGAGCAGCUGUACGUGGGGGUGAAUCUGAGGUGAAGAAACCCAUCUGAGGACAAGGGGCCAUGUCUGGAGGGAAGCCUCACGCUGGGGAGAAUGUCCCCUCAGGGCCCCAGGAUGGAGCAGCCAGAACCCUUGCCCUGCACAGUGGUGGGGAAGGAGGAAGAGGAGCUGCUGAAACGAGCCUUCUUCUCCUGGGCUGAGUUCAGCCGCUUCUUCGACAAAUGGUGCCAGCAGCGGUUGGUGAUGUUCUCGGUCAAGAACUCCACGCGUGUGGCUCGCAGCCCCUGGGCCGGUGUGCCCCCGCUCUACAGGCUCGUCCACGUGCUCAAGUACAGCUACGUGCUGCUGGUGUGCAAGGAUGUGCGCUCACCCAACCAGCCUACAGAGUGGUCCUGCCAGCCCAGCUGCCCGGCCUUCAUCACCCUGAAGCUGAGCCCGCUGCGGGAUCGCCUUGUGGUGUCAGAGUGCCAGCUCACCCACUCACAUCCAGCCUGCCCACGUGGGUUCGCCUACCACUUCCGCCCAGGCCACCUGCUGGCCAACGCCUGCCUACCUGUGCGAAUGACCAACCAGAUCUCCAAGCAGUUCGUGGCGCCAGACGAUGUGCGCCGCCUACUGUCCUACUGCAAGGGCCCUGACCAUGGCGUCCUGGAUGCCCUGCACGUGCUGGAGGGGCUCUUCCGCACUGAUCCAGAGGCCAAGGUGAAGCUGGUGUUCGUGGAGGACCAGGCAAUGGUAGAGACUGUGUUCUUCCUGACGUCUCGCACCAGGGCGCUGCUGCGGCGCUUCCCACGCAUACUCCUGGUGGACCGGCUGCCGGCGCUUCAGGGCGCGCUGGACCUGCUGGCUGUGCUAUGUGUGGAUGGUGCAGGUCGUGCACGCCAGGCUGCCUGUUGCGUGGCACGCCCAGGCACUCCGAGCCUCCUGCGCUUUGUGCUGGUCUCGCUGCUGCAGAGUGCGCCUGAUGUCAAAGGCCGCGUGCGCUGCCUCACAGCAGGGCCUGAAGUGGCUGCGCAGCUGAGAGCCGUGCGCCAGUUGCUGCCUUGUGCACGUGUUCAAAUCUGCCGUGCGCAGGGCCUGGAGACACUCUUCAGCAAGGCACAGGAGCUGGGUGGUGCCAGCCGCGAGGACCCAGGCUUGUGGCCACUCCUGUGCCGCCUGGCAGGCGCUUCGUCCUAUGCGGCCUACACCGAGGCACUGGCCGAGCUACGUGCCCAAGGCCCAGAUGCCUUCGUCAAAUACUUUGACCACAACUGGGCACCCCGCCACGACAUGUGGGUGCGUUUUCGAGCCUAUGAGGCAUCUCGAGACCUGGACGCCUGCGCCCUAGUGCGUGGCCACCGCAGGCGACUCCUGAGUCGCCUUAGCCCUUCACACAGCGUGGCGCAGUGCCUUCGUGAUCUGGUGGCCAUGCAGUGGGCUGACGCGGCUGGGGAAGCAGCCUCUGAGGGCGCUGAUGGCCGAGGGAUGUGGCUGGAGAGCCAGCUCGGGAGUGGGGCCCAGGUGGAGGAUAUGAGGGACCUAGAGACCGGUGACACAGGAGAGAUCCCGCCAGAAAGGGAGAAAGGGAGGGAUUUGCAGAGGAGAGAUUGGCCAGAGGCCCAUUUGGAGAACCAGAAAGGAAGAGUGCUAGAACGGAGUGUCUGGAGAGGGGCUCAGUUGGAGAGAGGGCAUUUGCGAGGGCCAGAAGUCAGAGACUGGAGGGGACCCCAUGUGGAGGAUGGAAGCUGCAGGGUGCUGGAGAUCACAGACCCAAGGGGAACCCAGUUUAAAUCAGAGAAAGCUAGGUCUUUGGAAGGAAAUCUUUGGAGGGGCUUGCAGCUGCAAGAUGAAAGAGCAAAUGUACUGAAACCCCGAGAAUGGAAGAGACCAGAGUUGGAAACAGAGAAGGGAAGAGGGGUGGCUGUCAGAAACUGGCGUGAGAUCCAUUUGGAGAAGUCUUUGGAAUUGGUUCCUGAGAAUGGAGACCAAAGGGGUGCUCAGUGGACAGGUGAGGGGCGGAGAGGGCCAGAGAUUGCAGAGACAAGAGGAGGGCAGUCAGGGGUCAAAAGAAGACGGGGCCUGGAGGAUUUAGUGGUAGUCCACCUGGGAGACACCAGGGCCACAGGCAUGGCAAAUGGAGAUGCCGGGGGAGCCCGGCCUGUGGGCUCCAAGAGCAGGGCAGGACAUGGGAUGGAGUGGGGGGACACAGGAAGAAGGUGUUCAGGACUGGGGAACGGAGUCCAAUGUACCACUGCCAGGGGGCCUGUGUUAGAAAGCAAUCAAGAGUGGGCAGUGAUGAGUAGUGGGUCCCUGGCUGCUGGAGAAACCUUGCAGGUUGGAAGUGAAGAAGAAAGCCCAAGGGAACCAAAGAGGCUCUGCCGCCCCUCCCGAGAGGAAGAGAUAGAUUGGGAGCCACUGUCCAAAUUCCGAGCAGCCUGUGGGCCAGAGCUGGCAGACCUGGUGGCUGAGGAGCUGGCCUUUGCUAGGCAGCAUGGCACCCGGGGUUUCCACUGGACUGGAACUUGCUUUGCUCUUAAAGAUGGCUCCUCAGACUUUUUCUUGGAUGGAGCCCUCACGUACUGUAGCUGCUCAAUCCACGCCGCCCAUCGUUUGCCCUGCCGGCACCUCUUUGCAGCACGUCUGCUCACUGGGGCUGCUUUAUUUCACAUGGACCUGCUCAGGGAUUGCUGGGGGAGUGCCCAAGAGCCCUGACCCUUCAGGCUCCUGCCUGCCACUCUCUAUGUGGAGGACAGGCCUUCUUUUAUCCCAAAGAUAACAGGGCUGAGCUAUUGAGGCCACCCCUGUCCCUCUGGCCACUUCCUGGAUCAUCUAGGGACCUUAUCUUGCAAAAUUGUCUCUCUGGCUUAAGGGGAAACUGACAGUGUUUUCUGAGGUCCUGGAGCCACAGCUGUAGAAAAUGCUGGUGGCCAGGUUGGGCUCAGAGGACUACCCUCAGGAGAGGAAUGUGAGGAGAGGUACAGACAAGAGUCAGGCCAAGGCAAAAGACAAGAAAGGGGCAGGACUGGGGGAAGGGAAGGAAAGGGGGAGGAGGACACCAGGCUCUGGGGAGACUGGCAGGAGUAGACUGGUCAUCACUGGAAUUGGAGGGCCAAAGAUGGAAAAGCAAGGGAAAAAGUGUAGAACAAAAAGAUACAAAGGAAAGGUGAGGGCAAUAAAGGUAGAAGGGAAAACACAAAGCAAGGGCAGAAGACAGAAGAAGAGGCAGAAAUAGAGAAGAUGAGAAAACAUGGCAAGGUGGGAAGGGAGGGCAGACGAGGUGACAGGGAGGACAGAAAAUUUUGAAAAAAGCAAGUCAGAAGUGGUUGGGGUUUUUCUCAAGAGCUUCAUACUGGGCCUCCCGGGACCUUCUGGUUUUUCAUUGCAAAAUGAGAGAUGACACUAAAAGCCUGGGGGAAUGAGCUGGAGACUCCCCCUGGGAAGGGAACUGUCUGGGUUAUUGUACUUCAAGACAGGAAUAAAACAGUAUUAUUUUGGUUUC
This is a messenger RNA of Cavia porcellus (domestic guinea pig), 3603 nucleotides long. It is a transcript of the gene Zswim9, whose product is annotated as zinc finger SWIM-type containing 9. The record is from RefSeq and is a predicted model, not a curated record. NCBI's taxonomy places the organism in Eukaryota, Metazoa, Chordata, Mammalia, Rodentia, Caviidae. The coding region runs from base 216 to 2816 and encodes 866 amino acids. Gene Ontology annotation, molecular function: zinc ion binding. The transcript is spliced from 4 exons.